CACACUACUUCAUGGCCAUCGUCUUUAUGGUCUUCUUCUUCAUCCACUGCGGCUUCACCCUCUCCUCAGCUGACUACUUCAUCGUAGCCGGCGUCCUCUACGCCCUCUCCUGGUGCUACUCCCAGAUGAAGACCUACUUCGACCACGGCUUCCACAACCGCGCAACCAUCACCCGCCUCUCCCCACGCUGCCUGCGCGUCGACAUCCCCGUAGGACCCUUAACCCUCUGGCGCCCAGGCCAGCACAUGUUCCUCCGCUUCCUGACCCUGGGCACCCACCACGCCCUCACCGCCCACCCCUUUACCAUCUGCAGCCUGCCCGACCACGACCGCCUCGUCGGCGCCCCCCGCUCCGUCAUGACCUUCUACGUCAAGCCCCGCGGCGGGUUCACAGGCCGUCUGGCUGCCAUCGCUGCGGCGCGCGGUGCGGGCGGCGCCGUGGCCACGCUCCCUGUGCUGAUGGAGGGCGCGUAUGGGGGGCUGCACGGCAAGCCGCUGACGGCCUAUGACCGCGCCCUGGUCGUGGCCUGUGGCUCUGGGGCAGGGUUCUCGCUGCCCUUUGCUAUGGAGUGGAUCAGUGCUGCUGCUACUGCUGCUGCUGCGCGGGACUUUGCUGCUGCUGUUGGCGGCAGCGGCGGCGAGAAAGGGGUGAAGGAGGUGGUGGCGGCGCCCAAGGCGCCCAGGAAGAUGACCAUUGUCAUUGUUACGCGCGACACCAGGAUAUUGCAGUGGUACGAGGCGGCGCUCUCCGAGUUCCUCGAGUCCCAGAACCUGGAGAUGCCCGAGGGUGCUCUCGAGAUCAAGGUGUACCAGACCUCGGAGACCGACGACCCUGAGGAUACAGAGAGUGACGCCGAGGCCGGCAGGAGAACACCGCCCUCCUCGUCAGAGGACGACGAAAAGGUCGAGCCCCUGGCAUCAUCAUCAUCGACAUCCUCCUCCCAGAAGACACCAGCGACGAGCCUUGGCUUCAAGACUUUUACGGGACGACCCGACCUGGCGGCCGUCGUGCGAGAUUUUACCUUGGAGGAGACUGGGUCGGUGGGCAUGGCUGUCUGUGGACCGUCGUCGGUGCUGGCGGCCGUGCGGGACGAGGCUGCUGCGGCCGAGAUGAGGAUAUUGAAGUCGGGCCCUGGUGCCAAGGAGGUUUAUCUCUACUCGGAGAUGUUUGGUUGGUAAGGAAGCAAGGGCCAGACGAUGCAAGGCUGAGCCUGGAUCAAUCCUACGUAAUUAAUGAGAUCAUGAACUUAGAAGUG
Molecule: messenger RNA, 1255 nt
Organism: Cryphonectria parasitica EP155
Lineage: Eukaryota; Fungi; Ascomycota; Sordariomycetes; Diaporthales; Cryphonectriaceae
Exons: 2
Coding region: 12-1178 (388 amino acids)
Biological process (GO): intracellular iron ion homeostasis; iron ion transport; copper ion import
Cellular component (GO): plasma membrane
Molecular function (GO): ferric-chelate reductase activity
Source: RefSeq, a predicted model, not a curated record